Molecule: messenger RNA, 9708 nt
Organism: Anguilla anguilla (European eel)
Lineage: Eukaryota; Metazoa; Chordata; Actinopteri; Anguilliformes; Anguillidae
Gene: mtcl2
Product: suppressor of glucose, autophagy associated 1
Exons: 14
Coding region: 492-5870 (1792 amino acids)
Biological process (GO): regulation of autophagy
Source: RefSeq, a predicted model, not a curated record
CCUAAAAAUUAAACAAUUAAAAUAAAAGGCUCGUGGUUAGUAUUUUACAUUAGGUAGCUAUCUUGGAAUUAUAUUGUUGCACAAGCCGUUUUAAAGCCGCGGUGGCAGUAGAGAGUCCUUUGAGUGAUGCCAGACCACAGUUUCCAGACACCGAUUCGUCACAUACAGAUCCGCUAUAGUUGGGCGGAGAAAAACCCUCCUGGCGCACUGCUAAGAUCUUUCCACAGACUGCAAGCAAACGGAGUCGCAAGGAAAGCAGGCGAAAUUAAAACGAGAACGAAAGAAGAAAAAAAUGGAAUAUUAACCAAAAACAACUACAAGAUAAAGUGGAUACUGUUUCUCAGUAACUUCAACAUUUUUUUUCGCUGUCGUGGGUUGCAUAAAACACACCCAAACUAUUAAACCCUAGCCUAUUCGUUAGGGUUUGUGCAGUUCGAGCGUAACUUCUGUAGAUUUUUUUCUGGCUAACUGUUUGUGUAAAAUCGGAAUGAAUGACAAAGACAAAGGUUGAUGUGAAUUCGCCUACUGAUUUUGUCUCGCCUAAGGAAAGGAGACACAGGCACAAAAUGGAAAGCGAGAAUGGGAGCAGUAAUAUUGGGCAGACGCAGCCCCAAGAACAACACCAGUUUCAGCAGCAGCCGAGUGUCCAGCCACACCAAGUGAAUGAGAAGAAGAAAAUAAACCGAGCACCUUCGCCCGCACGACCCAAAGACGUCCCCGGCUGGUCCCUGACGAAGAUCAGGGGAGGAAUUGGCACGCCAACCUUAAGUGUUAAACCUGGAGCCAUACACCUGGGGAGUCGAGUGUCUAGGCGCAGCCCGGGCAGUGGGAAAGAAAUUAAAUCUGAAAAAGGAAAAGUCUCCGGAAAGUCCCUGCUAUCCGUCGCCGGUUCCCAAAAGAGCAGCGGUAAAUCAUCAAAAUCCUGCCGGAGAAAGAUAUCGGAUGCCAGCAACGCCUCCGACGACCUGAGCAGAGACUCGGGUUGCGCCCCGGGCAAGCUGUCGCCAACAGACAGUAGCUCAGAGCUCUCCGAUUGCGCUUCCGAAGAAAAUAAACUUUCCACGGAUGCCCUAAGCAGUGACACUGAAUCCAGCAGUCGUGGCGGGGGAGCUGAGGGGGAGAGUGCAACCAGGGAUCAUGGAAAUGGACGAUCAGAGAGGGGUAGUCGAGUUGAUCAACAUGCAAAGAACCCCGGGGAGAAGGACAGGGUCUCCCUUGGAGUGGACACUGUGGAAGGAAGCAUUUCGCCGGGCGACGAACGGUCCCUCGCCUCCUUUGAUAGUCGGAUGCCUGUUAGCACAUCCCAGGCGUUUUCUGACCUGACGGAGGAGUUCAUGGAUGGGAUGCAUGAAGAAUUUGUCAGGGAAAUUGAAGAACUGAGAUCAGAAAACGAUUACCUAAAAGACGAGAUGGAGGAGCUGCGGUCGGAGAUGCUGGAGAUGCGUGACAUGUACAUGGAGGAGGACGUGUACCAGCUGCAGGAGCUGCGGCAGCAGCUGGACCAGGCCAGCAAGACCUGCCGCAUCCUGCAGUACCGUCUGCGCAAGGCCGAGCGUCGCAGCCUCCGCGUGGCCCAGACUGGUCAGGUGGACGGCGAGCUCAUCCGCACGCUGGAGCAGGAUGUUAAGGUGGCGAAGGACGUCUCCAUCCGCUUGCACAACGAGCUGGAGUCCGUGGAGAAGAAGAGGUCCCGUCUAGAGCAGGAGAACGAGGACCUGCGCCAGAGGCUGCAGGACCUGGAGGUGGCCAAGCAGGUGCUGCAGGCCGAGAUGGAGAAGGCCAGAGAGAAUUCUCUGAAGAAGAGGGGAGCCCGGCAGUCCAGCAAACCAGACAAGAAGCUCUCUGCUCAGGAGGACAGUUCAGACCUAAAAUGCCAGCUACACUUUGCCAAGGAGGAGUCGGCCCUCAUGUGCAAGAAACUGACCAAGAUGGCCAAGGACAGCGAGAGCAUGCGGGAGGAGCUGGCCAAGUACCGCUCCCUGUAUGGCGAAGUGGACGCCUCCCUGUCCGUGGAGGAGGUGGCCGACUCCCCGCACACCCGCGAGGCGGAGGUCAAGGUCCACCUGAAGCUGGUGGAGGAGGAGGCCAACCUGCUGAGCCGGCGGAUCGUGGAGCUGGAGGUGGAGAACCGGGGGCUCCGGGCCGAGAUGGACGAGAUGAAGUGCCAGGAGCUGCCUGGGGGGACGGGGCCCCUGGUGCUGGCCGGGGGCGGGGCCGUGGCCGAGAACAUGACUGAGCUUCAGAGGCACCUGCAGUUUGUGGAGGAGGAGGCCGACCUGCUGCGGCGCUCCCUGCUGGAGAUGGAGGAACAGAACAAGCUGCUGAUGAACGAGCUCAACCGCUACAAGUCGGAGCAGGACCCCGAGCUGGACUCGACCGCCCUCUCCGAGGACAGCUGCUCGGUGCUGAGCGAGGCCUCCCAGGAGGAGCUGCUCAACGCGCGGCUGCAGAUCGGUGAUCUCAGCGGCAAGGUGAAGAAGCUCCAGUACGAGAACCGCGUCCUGCUGUCCAACCUGCAGCGCUGCGACCUCGCCUCCUACCACCACUCCCGCCUCGCCAUGGAGACGGACGCCGAGGCCGGCGACUCCGCCGAGUGUGUGCCGAGCCAGAUCCGCCGCGAGGGGCCCGUGGGGGGCGAGAACGACCUCCUGGAUGAGCAGGAGAAAAAGCCUGCAGGCAGUGAGGUUAAAGGCAGCCACGCCCACCCGGAGAGCGCUGCCCAGUGCCGGAAGCUGAAGGACUACGAGGCCCUCCUGGCCUUGCGGGAUCAAGCGCGGCUCAUCAACACCGCCAUCCAGCUGAUCACGGCUCCCGACUCCAACUGCCUCUCGUCCUCCCCCUACCGCAAGGUCUCUCCGGCCUCCUCAUCCCCCAAUGAGGCUGCCGAGCAAAGCUGCCCAGACAAGGGCCUGGACCCGCCCACCGACCUACCCCUGGUGGAGGCCCUCAACAGCCGGCUGAGUGCCCUGCAGACACAGCUUCUCUCCUUCGUGGAGAGGGUGGAGAGCCUGGGAGGCUCUGGGAGGGAGCAGGUGGAGGGGGCCUCGCCCUUGCCUCUGCUCUCUGAAUCUGGGAGUUUUGUGGGCCCCGGAUCCUCAGAGCCUCAGCCUGGUACUCUCGACGAGCAGGACAAAGAAUCUCCAGCUGACCAGAAGCCCGAAUUUAGGGACCAAUCAGAGCAGCAGGGCAAAGGUCAGGAAGCGUACCUGGACAAGGCAGAGGAGGGCGGCAACGAGGACAGCAAUAAAGCCCAAGAGACGCACGGACAGGACGGGAAGGACACAGACACGGCCGAGCAGCCUGAGGAGAUCCUGGAACUGCAGGCCCUGCUGUCUGAGGCCAGGGAGAAGGCACAGGGGGCGCAGGAGCAGCUGUCCCAGGAGAGACAGGCCUACAGGGAGGACUGCCAGAGCUCUUCCCAAAAGCUGAUGCAGCUUCAGGAAGAGCACCAGAAGGCCCUGGUGAGGCGGGACUUCCAGCUGCAGAGCCUGAGUCUGCAGACACGGCUGCAGCAGAAGUUCUGGAGCCAGGAGAGGAACCUGAUGGUGCAGGAGUCCCAGCAGCUGAAGCAGAGCCUGCUGCUGCUCAGCCUGAAGCUGCGCUGGUUCCUGAAGCAGUGGAGGCUGGGAAAGAAGCUGGAUGGGGAGGGCAAGGACAUCCUGGAGGUGACCAGUGUGAAGGAUCUCUACCUUCUGUUGGAAGAGGAGGGGCUUGCCACCCAUCAAGGGGACAAUAAGACAUCCACUGCAGAAGAGCAGUCCCAGAGUCCCUUAGCCAAAGAACACUGCUUCCUGGAGAAGACCUACAAGCAGACUAGCGGUGUGAGCAGCACCCUGGCGGACCUGAAGGGGGCGCUGCAGGACCUGAGCGCUGAGAUGCGGGAGGAGCGCCAGGGCUCACAGGAGCUCACCCAGCAGUUCGCCCGUGCCAAGGCCUCCUGGGAAGUGGAGCGGACCGAACUCAAAAGUCACAUCACACAGCUGGAGUCCAAGGCUGGGAAAGCAGGCGCGGGCGUGGCCGGGGAGAAGGAGGCUCUGGACCUGAAAGCGGCGCUGAAGAGGGAGCGCGAGGAGCACCAGCACCUCCUGGCGGACUCCUACGCCGCCGUCAUGGACCUGACCAAACAGCUGCAGAUCGGCGAGCGCAACUGGAGCCGCGAGAGGCUGGAGCUGCUGGAGCGCUUCAACCAGGAGCGCGGGCAGUGGGAGCAGCGGCUGCUGGACGCCCAGAGCAAGUCUCUGCAUGAGAAAUCACCCGAAAAAGAGAAUCCCUCCAGCACCGAUGCAAACAGAAUAAACUUACAGGGGACCAAAUCCAUUCCUUCCGUGUCAGAUUUUGAGAGUCUUCUGGAUGCCUGCCCCUUGUUUCCGGGUCAGGAAGUCGAUGGGACCAACGACAAGGCCGCCCGGGGCACGCUGCUGGCGCGCACUGACCUGGGCGAACUGAGCAAGAAGAACUGGAAGUACCUGACCAACGAGAUGGCCUUGCUGGAGAAGGGCGACCCUUUCAAGACCUGGGACUGCCCCACCAUGAGCAGCAGCUUCCCGGGCCUGGACCUCAGCCAGGCAUGUGCCCAGAGGAGCUACACGGCCCCCGACAAGACGGGCAUCCGGAUCUACUACAGCCCGCCCACCAUGCGGCGCAUGGAGCGGCGGCAGCAGGAGGCGGAGCCGGGGUAUGGCGCGGGCGCCGGGGUCCCGGAGGACGCCGACUCCGGCACCUACGACAGGUGGCUGUGCAAGUUCUCGCAGCAGCACCGGGACCUGCUGGAGAACGGGUCGGCGGCCGCCGCCGCCUCGGCCGGCCUCCCCCCACCCUUCCACGGCCUGGAGAUGUCGGGCAACCUGAGCGACGACAUGAAGGAGAUGACCAACUGCGUGCGGCAGGCCAUCCGCUCCAGCUCCCUGGAGAGGAAGUGCAAAGACACGGCCAGCCAGACGGUGGGCGUGGCCAACGCCGGGACGCAGACGGCGCAGUACGUCAGCGUGGGGCUCCAGACGGAAGGGCCCCGAGGGGCCGGCCUGCACGCCAAGAGCUGGGCCCCCCGGGUCUCCUCGCUGGCGUCGGCCCGCACCCGGCAGAUCUCCACCUCCCUGGAGAAGGUGCACAGCCGCAUCGAGAGGCCCUGCUGCUCGCCCAAGUACGGCUCCCCCAAGCUGCAGCGCCGGGUGUCCGCCUCGUCCUCCAAGCUGGACGGCUCCAAGGACCGCAGCCUGUGGAACCUGCACCACCGCGGGCAGAACGGCUCGGCCUGGGCCCGCUCCACCACCACGCGGGACAGCCCGGUGCUCAGCGGCCUCAACGACGGCCUGUCCAGCCUCUUCAGCGUGGUGGAGCACUCCGGCAGCGUGGAGUCGCUCUGGAAGGCCGAGGCCGGCGUCAGCCCCUGUGGCGGCAAGGCCGCCGGCAAGCCCAGCGCCGAGCCCGGCGCGCACAAGUACGGCAUCGUCCAGGAGUUCUUGCGCAACGUGUGCGGCCGGGCGCCGACCCCCGUGCUGGGCGGGGCGGGGGAGAGGCCGCCCAAGGACGUCGGCAGCACGGCAGACGAGGUCAAGCCGGAGUGCCCCGCCGUCGCCACUUUGGUCAACAGCGACAACGUCACCAAGAUCGUCAACAAGAGGUUCAUGAAGCAGAGCCUGAGGGAGGAGCCAGGCCAGCCCAACAAGGACCCGAACGCCAGAGACACAAACAUGAGCACCAGUCCACUGGAGGACGCGGCGUGUGACUGCGCGUCCCAGUCGCUGACCUCCUGCUUCGCGCGGCCCUCGCGCACCGCCACGCGCCACUCCCUGGGCCAGUGCCGGCUGCGCCCGCCGCAGGAGCCCUCCUCCACGCCGGAGAAGGAGAAGGAGGAACCCGUCCCCGAGUGACCUCCGCACACUGCCACACUCGCAGCCACGCAAACCCCCGGGGUGGGGAGGAGAGGCGCUGAGGGACCCCCUCCCGGAACUCUAACCCAACAGCACACUCAAUGCCAAGGAAAUACAGGACUCCCCGGGAUUCCUCCGGGACCACCACUGGCUACCAGCAGAAAGCAACAAAGCCCCACUUUCAUACAUAGCAGAAGAGGAACACUGCAGGGAACGCCUCUUUUUUACCGUAAACUUACUGCGUUUGCAGUAUUCUAACAUUGUAAACACCUAUUUGUUUCUAUAGAUUUGCACAGAAAAAAACUAGUCUCUCGUUAUCCUGGAUCUACAGUACUGUACAGGCUCUCAUUGUGAAGACGUAAGCAAAACUAGAAGAUUCUUUUUUAUUCGGACGCUAGUCAGUCUCUGUACCAUCCCGUGUUGGCCGCCUCUGUCUUCGUAAGGAGGGGGAGCUGCUCUUGAUGAAUGAAUGAUGGCAAUUCAGAGGAGGGCAGCCCAGUUGUGACAGAAACUGUUCAGCCACACGAAUCAGAGACCUCAUUCUGCUCCCAUUCACAUCCAUUUAACUAUCCUGGAGCUGGUUGUGCAGCAACAUUUUAAAACGCUGAGCUGAACUAGGCCAGCUCAGAUUUUCACCCUGCCUACACAUGUAGGUUACGUUGAACCACUUGCUGAUAUUGAAUUCUUGUCAAAUGAAACUUCUGUUUUACAAUUGAAAACUGCCUAAACAAACGUUCUUUAGUUCUUUUUUGAUAAAUGAUUUUAGUUGGAUCGAGGAUGUUGUAUUGAUUAGGAUGCAAAGAUUGUAUGUCUGAAUCAGUUUUAGCAGGUGAAAGUCAUUCACAUGUUGAAACUGUUUUAAAUCCCCAUGAGUUUCAGUAGAUAGCAUACUGAUCACAUGACCUUGUGUAGGUCUAGGUGUGAGACUGCUCCACUUCUAUUUGCUCUUGAAAAGAUCCAUCAACAGAAAUUAUUCCCUGCCAGGAUCUGAAGGUCACUCUUUUAUAAAAGCACCAACCAAAUGACUUCAUAGUAAUAACAGUGAUGUCCAUUUUCUACUUUUCAGAGAGAACCUUUCCUUGGACUUUUUAAUACUACCCGUUUAUGCGUGUGCGCACGUGCGUGCAUGAAUGUCUGCGUACAGCCUUCUCCUAGCAUUCCAGAAUGCACUUGCAGUGUUCUCUGUAAAGGUCAUUCAUCCCACCCGCUGUUUUAUAACUAGAUCGUUGGCUGUGCCCUCUUUCCAUGCCCCGUUCUCUCCUACGGGAACAGCAUUCCAUGGGGGAGAGAAUUUUCAUCUUCCUCACAAAACAAUUCUGCCUGGAACUUCAGUGCAACUGAACACCACAGAACUAAUACAGAAAAUAUUCAUUAGUUGUAGCAUAAAGUGAAAAUAGAUAUCUAGGACCCACCCCCACCCCCCAACUCCCAUUUUGGUAAAGGUCCAUGUCUUGCUUUCUCAUGCCUGUGAGAUCAGGACAGCACACUUCAACCUCACGUAACUUGAAGGCCAAGGCUUUUCACCACAAGCAAAGAGGAUAAAAUACUUCAAUACUUUAUGUCAUUAAGGACUUGUGGUAUGACUACAUUUAUUGACUACUUUUAAUUUCUUAAUUUAAAAAAAUGUCUGAAAAGCUAAAGUUUCUGUUCUUUUGAUAACAAGGGAUUUAUUUUUAUUUAAAUUAUUGGUAUUUUUUUAAAGACGUGUCUGUCUGUAUCUUCAGUCUUGAUGGUGCUGGACAAACAGUGUAAGUUUCACUAUGUUAUAAGUGCUUUUAAAUGGCUCAGAAACAGCUUUUUAAAAAAAUACGUCCGCUGUUUCAAUGCUAGCACGCAAAAACAUGGAUUGUGGGUCUGGAGUACUUCUUUGCAGAUGCCUUAAACAGGAGCAUAUUACCGAUGUCACUGCAGCCUAUGCUCCGUAUGUAGGAAAUUUCUGUAACUUACAUGUACUUUCUCAUGCUAAAGUGAGGUUAUUGGUUAUCAGGGUGUAAUAAGUGAAUUAGAGGUCAAUGUCUAAUUCAGUUACGACACCACAAAGGACAGACCUAUGGGAAAGAAAUGCCAGUGUGAAUGGGAUGAAGAGGAUCCCCCUGCCCUACAGCUGCUGUCUCUCCCCAUGGCUACCUCUCCGAUCCUGCACCUUGACAAGUGUACGCAGCCUAUUGACUGAAACAGGUUUCAUUUCUUUAGAGGGUCAUGUGAGUGCCUUUGUUAAAAUUUGUCUUAUUGGUUGGAAGUUCCUAAUACAACCACCCAGGCUGGUAGGCUCUGACCAUACUCAAAUAGAACAGGACCUAGCUGCGAACAGCACAGAAUUGGACCGCAGGUAGCACGAUCGGAACCCUUGGGCGUGACACUUACUGAAUGUUCUCCCACAUAUUCCCUGGCUCAAUAAAGUGCUGAAAACAAAAGUGAUGUAACAUGUAACAUGUAACAGCUUGAAAAGUGGAAAUGUCGACAUUAAUCUUCACAUGGUUCUCCAGUCAUCCUCUAGAAGCAGAAAAUGAACAGGGAGCUGCACCUACAAAGAAAGUUAUUUGAAUAUUAUUAUUAUUAUUAUUAUUAUUAUUAUUAUGCUGCUGCUGUUUUAACCAAUUUCCACACUUCAGGUUUUCCUUUCAUGUUUCAUGUUUUGUGGACUAGGGGACUUACAAAUAGAAACAUCUUUCUACUGGGGCAGUUACCUGUUCUGUUUGUUAGGUAUAGUGUUGCCCCGCCCAUUUCAGGAAAUGCAGCACUCCUAUUCAAUGCCACGGCCAAAUCAGCGCAACUAUACUCAGCUGUGCAGCCAUCAUCGCUCUCACUUCAGGAAAUCUGUAAAAGUACGCACAAACCAAAUUAUUCAAUUCAAUUAAUGGGCACAGUCAAAACAGCUCUCCAAAGGGAUGCCUCUGCGGAUAAGCCAGGUCCGGUGCCCAGCAGAGUCUUGAGAUAAUGAUGUCUCUGUCUCAGCAUGUUACUCACAGCGGCCAUUGGGUCAGAUCAAGGUCAGGUUGCCAUUCUCAGACUAGAAGGCAGUUGCAGUCAGUCCGUCUCACCUCUUGGAUCUCAGAUCACGAUUACAGGUCCAGAUCUCUGUAUCUCAUCUGCCAAUAAGUUCUUUGGUUCGCUCGUGCGUUUUGAUCGUAGAUUUCUGAGACAUAGAUUACAGCCAAUCUGAUUUCUCCAUCUCUCUGUCUAUCUCCUGUGCCUCGCUGCAUUACAGACACUGAAUGUGUCUCCUGAUCUGGAAAGAUCUCCCUAGCCCUCCCCACACAGGCCUGUCACUCCCCUGUGUGGUUUGUCCGACCAAAGGGGUCAUGGGCCCCUCACUCAUUCCCUCGCUCAUGCCCUGUAAUCACACCCUCCACUACAUUCCCCUUGCUGAGCAUCACAACAUGCAGCAAUAUGUAAAUGAACUGUUCUUAGUUUCAACUGUUAAUAUUUGCUAAAUUAUUAUUAUUGCAAAAUUGCCUGUGCAUUUGUUUUCUUUCUUUUUAAUGGGUUGAAUUAAAAUGAGAGAGAAAGCAAAAUAGAAAAAAAAUUUUUCCAUAAUAUUGUAACUUGAAAGAAAAAAAUGCAUAUUAUUUAUACUCUUUCUAUCCUUGCAUAGAAAAAAAGGAUUUUCAAGCCUUGUUCAUUGUUGAAGAGGUGACUGUUCCUUUCCCUAGUUAGACAUGAACAUUUCUGUAAAUAGGAGAGUUUGAAAAGUUAAUGAAAGGGAAAAUGCAAUAGAAUUUUGUUUGGAUUUUUGUGCUGGGAGACAGGUCUUUGUGACCAUGAGAUUUGUCAGCUCAAAUUUCAUUGCUUACUGUUUGUCCUUGUUAAAAAAAAUAAAUGUUUGUUGUAAGCAAAA